Messenger RNA from Neurospora hispaniola, 1983 nucleotides. Its product is annotated as ammonium transporter MEP1. Gene Ontology annotation, cellular component: plasma membrane. NCBI's taxonomy places the organism in Eukaryota, Fungi, Ascomycota, Sordariomycetes, Sordariales, Sordariaceae. The transcript has 4 exons. Gene Ontology annotation, molecular function: ammonium channel activity. The record is from RefSeq and is a predicted model, not a curated record. Gene Ontology annotation, biological process: ammonium transmembrane transport. Bases 163 to 1695 code for a protein of 510 amino acids.
CGCACAGUUUCCUAUAGUCUAAUACAUCCCGGAUUCACCGCCUACCACCGUCAUUUACCGUCCUGACUUCCGACUCCGACCCCGACUACGCGAUCGUCGUCGUCUUUUCAUCACUUCCGCCCCCGUAGCCUCCGGCAGGCACUCCACCAGCCUGCCGCAGCCAUGUCGUAUUCAUGGUUCGGGGCCCCUACCCCUUUCAAUGGCACGACGCCCAACGGCGGUGAUUCCGCCUCCGAAAACCUCAACCAAUGGUACCAAUCAGGCGACCAGGCUUUUAUUCUAGUUGCAUCAUGCAUGGUCCUCAUCAUGAUUCCCGGCAUCGCCUUCCUCUACUCCGGCCUUGCCCGUAGAAAGUCAGCUCUAUCACUCAUUUGGGUGUGCAUGAUGUCUUCCAGUGUUGUCAUGUUUCAAUGGUACUUCUGGGGCUACUCAUUGGCGCUCAGCAGCACAGCGACCAACGGCUUUAUUGGCAACCUUCGACACUUUGGUCUCAUGAACACACUCGGUGCACCUUCUCCCGGCUCUCAACUCAUUCCUGAGCUACUCUAUGCUUUCUACCAGAUGCAAUUCGUCGGCGUCACCGCAGCCCUUGUUGUUGGGGCUACCGCCGAACGCGGUCGCGUUGUCCCAGCAAUGGUUUUCAUCUUUAUCUGGGCAACACUGGUCUACUGCCCUCUCUGUUGCUGGGCUUGGAACGUCAACGGUUGGGCCUUCAAGUACGGAGUGAUGGAUUAUGCUGGUGGUGGUCCCGUCGAAAUUGGAUCCGGUGUCUCGGCUCUGGCUUAUUCUUGGGUUCUCGGCCGACGUAACGAGAAGAUGAUGCUCAACUUUCGUCCACACAACAUCUCCCUGAUUACCAUUGGUACGGUCUUCCUCUGGUUCGGCUGGCUCGGCUUCAACGGCGGAUCUGCUUUUGGCGCCAACCUUCGUGCCGCCAUGGCGUGCUGGAAUUCGUGUCUCACAGCCAUGUUUGCGGCCAUGACCUGGACCCUUCUCGAUUACCGCCUGGCCAAGAAGUGGUCGCUCGUCGGCUGGUGUUCCGGUACCAUCUCGGGUCUCGUCGCCGCUACUCCUGCUUCCGGUUAUAUCCCUCCUUGGGCCAGCAUCAUUCUCGGAGUCGUUACUGGAGUUGUUUGUAACUUCGGCACCAAGAUCAAGUUCAUGAUCGGCAUCGACGACGCUCUCGAUAUAUUCGCUGAACACGCUCUUGGAGGCGUUGUGGGUCUGAUCUUCAACGGUUUCUUUGCUGCCGAUUACAUCAUUGGCUUGGAUGGCGUCAACCAGGAAAUCCCCGGCGGCUUCCUCAACCACAACUAUAAGCAGUUGUACAUUCAGAUCGCCUACGUUUGCGCCACAAUGGGAUAUUCUUUCGUCAUGUCUGCUAUCCUCGCCAAGGGCGUCGACAUGAUCCCAGGUCUACACCUUCGCGCUUCCGAAGAAGCCGAGCUCCUCGGCAUGGAUGAUGACCAGCAUGGCGAGUUUGCUUACGACUACGUUGAGGUUCGCCGCGAUUACCUGGCAUGGACACCAGCAGAGAAAGAGCAGAGGCAAGACGGCGACAUCAUCGUCCCUCAGCACGGCAUCGAAGGGCAUCAGGAGCUGUUGAGCAGCUCUCGCCACGGACCCACCAUGUCCGAACUCCCACACCAUGAAGAGGAGGAACCGCGAGAGAAGAGGGGCUCGACCUCGGAAUAAUCUCACAAAAGAUGUCCACGUCGAAUUAUGCGACCACGCAACGAAAUUAUCUUCACAAGCGAAUUUUGGGUUUCUGUUUCUGUUUUGGUUUUGGGAAUGCAUAGAACUCUGAGUUUACGGGACCUUGGAUGAGAGAAUGUGGAAAACUGAGGAAACCAAGCGCGGGAGGGGAAGGGUUUCUUGCCUGCGCGCGCGCCUGGGUAGAUUUGGGCUUCCAACAAUACCUCCUUUUUAGGCUUUUUCAUCUCUAUGUUUGUUUAUUUCAACGGAUGAUACCGUCACACAGUG